Talaromyces amestolkiae is the source of this 954-nucleotide messenger RNA. RefSeq lists its product as uncharacterized. The record is from RefSeq and is a predicted model, not a curated record. Bases 1 to 954 code for a protein of 317 amino acids. The transcript is spliced from 2 exons. Lineage: Eukaryota; Fungi; Ascomycota; Eurotiomycetes; Eurotiales; Trichocomaceae.
AUGGCGUCGGCUCCAACUCCUAGUCAGGCGAAUGCAGGCCAGAUCAGACAAUUCGUACCUACACUACACACAGAUGUAUACAAUGCGAUUGAUCCCAGUAGCAUUAAACUACCGCAGCCUUUCACUGCCGUUAUACUAGGCGGCAGUGGAGCUGUAGGAAGCGGACUUGCACGGUCGUACGCUCGAGCUGGUGCAACUGGGAUCGUCGUGGCGGCUCGCCGUUUAGAUGAGAUUGAGAAAGUUGCGAAAGAGGCUAAAGCCAUCAAUCCUUCGCUGGAAACCUUGGCACUGCGAUGCGACGUCUCAUCAGCAUCUGAUAUCGCAGCAGUCGCGAAUGCGACAAAAGCACAGUUCGGUGCUACUGUUGGUGCUGUUAUCGUCAAUGCUGGUUACAGCGGGCCGUUCGUCACCGACAUUACUCAAGAGAGAGCAGAAGACUUCCAGAAGGCAUUCAAUGUCAAUACUCUGGGACCAGCUUAUGCGGCUCAGUCGUUCAUUCCACUGUUGAACGAGUCUGCGGCGGCAGCACCAACCUCCUUCCAAGGACUUUUUAUCGCUAUCGGUUCAAUGGCCGGACCAACAGUGACUGCUCCCUUGACGGAUAUCCAUUAUAAUGCGAGCAAAUUUGCUCAAAGUCGUAUUAUCGAAUUGCUCCACGAGGAGCGACUACGACUGAAAGGUGAAAACGAUGGGGUCUUCUUCGCGUCUGUGCACCCUGGAGGAAUCUAUAGUGACUUUGCAAAGAAUUCAAAGGUGCCAGAUUAUAUCAUACCUCUGUUGACGGAUUCGCCAGACCUUGCCGGUUCAUUCAUUGUUUGGUUGACUCGUAAUCAGGAUCGCGUUCGUGGAUUGAGUGGGAGGUUCUUGUCGUGUAAAUGGGAUGUCGACGAGCUUCUGUCCAAGAUGGACGACAUCGUGGAUCGGGAUCUGCUUCGGCCUCGGUUCGCAGUGUGA